Cladocopium goreaui is the source of this 306-nucleotide messenger RNA. The record is from the annotation of a GenBank genome assembly. Lineage: Eukaryota; Dinophyceae; Suessiales; Symbiodiniaceae.
AUGAAUGGCCAGGAACUUUUGCUCCAAGCUGGUGCAAAAGUUGGUUCGGCGCAACGCAGCAGAGUGUUUGUUCUUCAUUUGGAGUGGGCAAUGUUGAAAUCCCCAUGCCAAGCAGUUUAUCAAAGGUCCGCUUUCACUACAAGUGGCUGGCGUCGUUGCAUGGUAUUUUCUUCCCACUUUGCUUCGUCCUGCAUCACCCGACGAAUGUUGAAGGCAGACAGCACGAAAGAACAUGAUGCCCCAUUGGCGCCACUAGCGGCUAUGCAGUCCCAGCUCAGUACACCAUGGUGUCCUGCCAGCCUCUAA